UGGUUUUAACCAGUAAGCAUCAUGACGGUUACACGCUGUGGCCGUCUUCAGCUUCCUUCAGUUGGAAUUCUAUGGAUAUCGGUCCAAAACGAGAUAUUAUUCGUGAACUUUCUUCCGCGAUUCGCAAAGAGACAACACUCAAGUUUGGUUUAUACUAUUCACUUUUCGAAUGGUUCAAUCGGCUAUAUAUCAAUGAUAAAUUGCAUAUAUUUUUGGAACAAAAUUAUGUAAAUAGAAAAUUGCGCCCAGAGCAAAUUGAAUUGGUAAAUGAGUACCUACCAGAAAUCCUAUGGUCAGACGGGGAUUGGGAGGCACCGUCGAAAUAUUGGAAGUCGGAAGAGUUUAUUGCUUG
This is a messenger RNA of Rhagoletis pomonella (apple maggot), 352 nucleotides long. Its product is annotated as putative alpha-L-fucosidase. Gene Ontology annotation, cellular component: lysosome. Lineage: Eukaryota; Metazoa; Arthropoda; Insecta; Diptera; Tephritidae. Gene Ontology annotation, molecular function: alpha-L-fucosidase activity. The record is from RefSeq and is a predicted model, not a curated record. Gene Ontology annotation, biological process: glycoside catabolic process; fucose metabolic process.